AUGGGAAAAGAUUCGGUCCGCGAAAAGGACACCAUGAUUGGUUGUGGUGGCAGAAAAUCGGCACGUCCCGUUAGCGCAUCGCCGUACUCGGAAAACUAUCGGCCCCCGAUGGACCUGUGCCAGCGGCACCUGAUCAACCAUCGCCUGCUGGUGUCGAAGCUGACGCGCCGCGAGCUCGAGGACAAGUACAUCGUGCUGUGCGAUGAGAAUUACAGCAUGAAAAAGCGAGUUCACGAGCAGGAGGACCUCAUCAAGCGCCUCAAAACGAAGCUGAUGCGUGCCUCGAGCGAGAGUAACUGUCGAUCCAAGUCCCGCCUGGAGCUCGGUUCCAACGAGCACUACAAUAGGCUGCACGAUCUGGAGUCACAGCGCCGAGAGUUGCACGAAAAGCUGGAGGCCCUUCGCCGGGCAACGUCGUCCGACGUGCGGCGGAUGGACAGUGUAACGGGCGGAUCGAUGAAACCCACCGGGACGAGACACUCUUCCGGUGCCGUGAACGGUCAAACCCUGCACCGUCGGUCAAAGAGUGCCGCCCAUCGGGCGAAGGAUCGUGAGCCGAGUCGGUGCAAGUCUUCAUCCCCGUCCAACGAUGACUACGAAGAACACUCCCGGGUCCGUGAGCAAGGACUGGCCAAGGACCGCCGAAGCACGGACCACGACGACGAAGACGAUGACGACAUCGAGGAGGAGGUGGAUGGCUACGCUACGAACGGUGGACGCACUCGAAGUGGGCCCAGAAAAUCGUACGGUGCCGAUGACGAGGACGAAGGCGAAGACGAUGAGGACCGUGACCGCGACGGGGACCAGGACCAAGACCGGGAUGUCGCAUCGUGUACGGGCGUGAGCGAAGAAAAUGGAGACGCCGAUCAGCGGUCGGCCAGCGGUGCUAGCGGCGGCGGUGCUACCCGGAACGCCAAAUUCCGUGGGUCACGAUCGCGGCCAUCGGCCAUCGGCAGACCGGUUGCCGGGAACUGUGCCGACUGCGAGCGCCACCACAGCGAGCAGCUGGUGCGCGAAACGGACAUCGUGAAAAUGAAGCUCAACAUCAAGUAUCUGCACAAGGAGCUGCAGAAUGAGAAGGAAAAGAGUGCGCUGCUGGCGCGCCAGCUAGAGGAGAGGCUAUCGUACGAAAUCAUGAAACGGAAUGCGGCCGAAAACAUCGAAAUACUCAACCUGAACCGGCAGGUCGAGGACAUGACGCGAGAACUGCAGCGCCAGGUGGACGAACAGAGGCGCUCGAUGGAGCACGAGAUGCGGAAGCAAGGCGACCUGGAGGCGCAGAUUCGCAAGGAGAAGGACAAGAACAGCGAGCUCUUCGAGGAAUGCGAACGGUUGAAGAAAAGCAUCGAGAAGCUGAAGGAGAACAUGUCCGAGGUGGAGGUAAGCGUGAAGUGACAAGACCUAUCAAGAACUCGGACCACUGGUGUGCCUCCCACUUUCGUCCUGCAGAUUGAGCGAGACUUCCUAAAACGGCAGCAGGAAAAUUUCACCAAAAUCGUGGACGAAAACAAACUGCUCAAGUAUCAGCUCGAUGACCUCCGGAAGCACAAUCAGGGGCUGCUGAAGCAGAUCGACACGCUGAAGGAGGAGGAACUGGUGACGAGGGCAUCACAAAAGGAGCUGCUGGAGAAGCUGAAGACGUUGCAGCAAGACAACGACACGCUGUCGGUGAUGCUGGAAGGAUUGCGCACCGAAAACGAGGUGCUCGCCGAGGAGAAAACGCUACUCGAGCAGAGUCUCAAGAGCUUGGAAGCGUCGCCCAUCAGAGAACUGACGCCAACGCCGCCACUAUCCUCUCCGCAGAAGCCCCUGUUGGCUGAUGUGUGCAUCCAGACGGAGCGCGAAAACUUGCAAACUAUGUCCGAAAGUGUUGUGUUUGAUCCGGACAGAGCACUGGCCUCGACGAAGAGUGAACCACAGCCAACACCCCUACGAAGCUCACACUCUUCGCCGAAGCGUUCUUCGCUGAAAUCAUCACGCAACGGUGGUGAACUAGCAACUCAAGGGGCGGCCCCAACCACACAGCAGCUCCUGCGGCAGGUUACCGUUGGCCAGACGAUACCGAAACUGUCACGCAUCCUGAACAACCGUAUCGAGGAGCGACACAAACCGAGCAACGUCGAGCUGUUGCUCAUGAACAGCUACCCGGCGGAGCUUGAGAAAUCAUUCCGUAGAAACGAACGCUUCCGGGCGAUACAGAGUUCACUCCGAGGGCGCGAGACCGAUCGUGGCUCGAUCGUAUCGAGCGGGUCCGAGCGGCGAAAGAUCUCGUUUGCCGAGUCCAGCCCGGAAUCGGUUGAACGAAACUAUGCCCGUUUGUUUGGGUUCGGACGACAACCGUCCAUGUGGCACGCGGUGGCCAAUCCACUGCAGCCGGCACCGGUAGAUACUAACCCGCGGCCACAGCGCGAUACCGAUCGACUCACGAUCGAGAUACAGUCCGUCCGGUGGCACGAAUCAGCCAUCGAUCUACUGCAGACGGACGGUGUGUCGGUGUUCUACGUUGAGUUUCGGUUUCUCGACCUACACGGUCACCAGCUAGAGACUCCGGGAUCGGCCCCAUUCGUCACGGGCACCACCGGGUUGCGUUUGCAGCACAACUUUCACUUCCAGGUACCCAUCGAACUCGACCCGAACCGCAACCCGGAACGAUGCGCACAACUGAAAGGGAUGCUUGGCCCGGAAGGGCGCGACGUGCUCACGUUUGUGCUGGUAAACGAGCGGCAGGAUUGCGAGGACAUCGGGUACGCCACGGUACGGUUGCGAAGUGAGCUGACCGCGGGGUGCAUCGGACCCGCGGAUGAGCUGCUCGUCCGUGCUCCGAUCUACGAUUUUCGCCGUGAUCACGACGAAAUGGGAAUGCUGACGAUAAAGUUCGAAAACGUUGCCCUUUUGCGCACCUUUAUGACGGCGGAGUAG
Anopheles cruzii is the source of this 2919-nucleotide messenger RNA. RefSeq names its product titin homolog. Gene Ontology annotation, cellular component: ciliary transition zone. Lineage: Eukaryota; Metazoa; Arthropoda; Insecta; Diptera; Culicidae. The record is from RefSeq and is a predicted model, not a curated record. Gene Ontology annotation, biological process: non-motile cilium assembly. The transcript has 8 exons.